AUGGGUCAAGCCGGUAAAGUUUUUGGUAAACAAAUCACUUAUUCAGUUUCACCAUUCCAACAAAAACUUUUUGUUAACUAUUUCAAAAAUGCUAUGCCACAUUUAAGAAGAGGUGUCAGAGAUAACUUCUGGGCUUCAGUUCCAUACAUGGCUGCUUUAUACAUCACCGUCAACUGGGCCAAUGAAACCUACCACAACGAAGCCAAAGAUCACUGGUAUUAA
Molecule: messenger RNA, 222 nt
Organism: Dictyostelium purpureum
Lineage: Eukaryota; Evosea; Eumycetozoa; Dictyosteliales; Dictyosteliaceae
Exons: 2
Coding region: 1-222 (73 amino acids)
Biological process (GO): mitochondrial electron transport, ubiquinol to cytochrome c
Source: RefSeq, a predicted model, not a curated record